Molecule: messenger RNA, 3237 nt
Organism: Ictidomys tridecemlineatus (thirteen-lined ground squirrel)
Lineage: Eukaryota; Metazoa; Chordata; Mammalia; Rodentia; Sciuridae
Source: RefSeq, a predicted model, not a curated record
UUUCCCUUUGAAGACCUAGAGGCCAAUCUGGCUGUACCCGAGGUGCUGCCUCUGAAGGCUGCCAUCACCCUCUGCGAGCUGCAGCAUGGCGCCCCCUGCAGUUUCACUGGCUUCACUGCUGCUGGUGGUGACCCUGGCAGGUGGUGCCUGUCAACGGUGCAGCGAGGGGAGGACCUACCCCAACGCCGUCAUUCGGGCCAACCUGGAGACCAUCAGAAUCGUGCCAGUGCCUCAGACUUUCUCCCUGGCACCCGCAUCUCCUACCGCUGCUCCCAGAACAGUGGAAGAACUGUGGGUGUCGGCGGGAGACAACCGGGUAGUGACCUUGCCCCAGGACCAGGUGGAGCUGAAGGCCUCCGUGGUGCCAGCGCCACCUGCUGAAACAACCUACAAGUAUGAAUGGAGCCUAAUAAGCCACCCAGCAGACUACCAGGAUGACAUUGAAGGUCACAGGCCGACGCUUCGCCUCUCCCGAUUGUCAGCAGGACUGUAUACCUUCAGGGUGGCCGUUUCUGGUGAGAAGGCCUCUGGAGAGGGCUUUGUCAACGUCACUGUGAAGUCAGCCAGAAGAGUCAACCUGCCUCCCGGGGCCGUGGUUUCUCCCCAGAGACAGGAGCUUGCUCCGCCCACGACAGCCGCGCUCAUCGAUGGCAGCGGUGUUACAGAUGACUCUGAGAUAGUGAGCUAUCGCUGGGAAGCCGUCAGCGGGCCCCUCGUCGACACCCCCGUCCUGCGCGUGGCUAACCCUGCUCCUGGCAACCACACCGUCAGGUUGACUGUCACCGACUCUGAUGGAGCCACCAACUCCACCACGGACACUCUGAUCGUCAGCAGUGCUGUGGACCACCCACCUGUGGCCAACGCAGGCCCAAAUCAGACCAUGACCUUGCCCCAGAACUCCGUCACUUUGAAUGGAAACCAGAGCAGUGAUGACCACCAGAUCGUCCUCUAUGAGUGGUCCUUGGACCCCAGCAGUGGGAGCAAAGAGGUGGCCAUGCAGGGAGCACAGACCCCGUACCUUCAUCUGUCCACUCUGCAGGAAGGAGAGUACACCUUCCGGCUGCUAGUGACAGACUCCGCCGGUCAGCAGUCCACUGCUGUGGUCGCUGUGAUUGUCCAGCCUGGAAACAACAGGCCUCCCACGGCCGUGGCCGGCCCCGACGAGGAGCUGGUCUUCCCAGUGCAAAGUGCCACCCUGGAUGGGAGCGGGAGCAGUGACGACCACGGCAUCGUCCACUACCACUGGGAGCACAUUGGAGGCCCCAGUGCAGUGGAGAUGGAGAACGUGGACAGGGCUGUGGCCACCGUCACGGGGCUGCAGGUGGUUACCCACCUCUUCCGCCUCACAGUGGCAGACCAGCAGGGGCUGAGCAGCACGUCCACCCUGACUCUGGCAGUGAAGAAGGGGACCGUGGCGACCGCAUCUGGAGAUGUGGCCACACUCUGCUCUCUUGCUUGGGCCCUGGAAAUCCUGCCUUGGACUUUGUGCCCUGGAGCCGUGUGGGGAGGAGAGCCGAGGGACGCUCCCAGCCCAGCCGGCCUGCCCCCUCCUCAGCCUGACCUGGCUCAUCCCGUGGGUGAGGGUGCUCGGGCUUGGGAUCAGAAACCCGGGGUUGACAGCUGCCCUGUGCAUCCUGUUACUUCGCAGGAUGUCAUCGAUGGCUCUGACCACAGUGUGGCCCUGCAGCUCACCAAUCUGGUGGAGGGGGUCUACACUUUCCGCUUGAGAGUCACCGACAGCCAGGGGGCGUCGGACAUGGACACGGCCACUGUGGAGGUGCGGCCAGACCCGAGGAGGGGUGGCCUGGUGGAGCUGACCCUGCAGGUGGGGGUCGGGCAGCUGACAGAGCAGCAGAAGGACGCCGUGGUGAGGCAGCUGGCCGUGCUGCUGGACGUGCUGGACUCGGACAUCAAGGUCCAGCGGAUCCAGGCGCACUCGGAUCUCAGCACCACGCUCCUGUUCUAUGUGCAGAGCGGGCCUCCCGCCCAGGUCCUCAGAGCCGCCAAUGUGGCCCGAGCCCUGCACAGGCGGCUGUCGCGGGAGAAGGCCGACUUCUUGCUUUUCAAGGUCUUGAGGGUGGACACAGCAGGCUGCCUUCUGGAGUGUUCUGGCCACGGCCGCUGCGACCCCAUCACCAAGCGCUGCUCCCAGCUGUGGAUGGAGAACCUGAUCCAGCGCUAUGUCCGCGACGGGGAGAGCAACUGUGAGUGGAGCAUAUUCUAUGUGACGGGGCUGGCUUGUGCUCUCCUAGUGCUGGCGGGAGGCGUGACGUGGCUGUGCAUCUGCUGCUGUCUCAGACAAAAAAGGACUAAAAUAAGGAAGAAAACGAAGUACACCAUCCUGGACAACAUGGACGAACAGGAGAGAAUGGAGCUGAGGCCCAAAUACAGCAUCAAGCACCGGAGCACGGAGCACAACUCCAGCCUCAUGGUGUCCGAGUCUGAGUUCGACAGCGAGCAGGACACCCUCUUCAGCCGGGAAGGGGUGGAGAGAGGGCCUCCCCGGGCGUCCAGGAACGGCUCCGUCAGGAACGGGGCUUCCUUCAGUUACUGCUCCAAGGACAGAUAGUGCAGCAGCCGGAGAUUGUGCAGGACCACCGUGGCCUGCACCUUCCAGCCCACUUGCCCUGCACACUGAUCCUCUCCCAGGGGCCUGGUGUGCUUCUGUAGGAAGAGGUGGGGUUCUUGGGGUUGAGAAUGGAACAUGGCUCUUGUGACCGGGAAGCUCCUUAGCGGGCCUGAAGGCCGGGGAACUCCCAGGCUACGCGCGGGCGAGAGCUGUGUGUUUCCAAAGCUGGCCCUGUGCUGAGGCCCUUGUCCAGGUGCAGCUUCACACCUGUGUGUGUCUGUGGAACCUUGGAGAGCCUUCUGUGGCAGGCAGAAGCUCAGGAGCUGAGGACAUGGAAAGGGGAGGCCCAACACCCAAGGCAGCACUCACGUCGCCUCCUCCUUCUCUGAGAGAGAGCCGGCGCUGAGCCUGUCUCACCUGUCCUUGUCCACUCGGUGGAAUCACCAGCUCACUGAACAUUGAGUCUCACUGCGGCCGGGCGUUUGGACUGCCCCAGAUGGCGGUGACCACCCCGUGACCCGUGAGCCAAAGUCCUGAGAUCCGGUCAGUCUUCAUGCAGGUGGCAGGGUGCUGAGGUUCUGGGCCCCUGGGCACUUUCCAUAAUAACUGGACCUAUAGUCACUUCACAUGCUUAAAAGUGAUACUUAUUAAACAGGUUUUGGACCCAA